Messenger RNA from Amborella trichopoda, 1540 nucleotides. The record is from RefSeq and is a predicted model, not a curated record. Lineage: Eukaryota; Viridiplantae; Streptophyta; Magnoliopsida; Amborellales; Amborellaceae.
UAUUUUUCAUGCUUCAUGUUUUUUCUUUUUCUUUGUUUGGUAAUUUGUUUUGUUUCAACUAUCAGUCUAAGAACAUGUUUGUGCCAAUUCUUUACAGGAAUCGGCCUCGUCGGGUUCAGCUCCUCGACGCUCGUCACGCUCGGAGGCUGUGCCCCGGAGCACCGAGCCGCCCUCCUCCCCGUAAAUGCCACCACCGGCACCGCCAUCCCCGGCGUGACUGCCUCCUCCGCCGUCCUCUGCCUCAACCACCGCAUGGAGAGCCCCACCCUUUGGCUUGCACUUGGAGGGUUCGUUCUGAUCGCCUACUGUCUCGUCCACAGAGUGAAAGGUGCCAUGAUUUAUGGCAUUGUAGUCGUGACCGCGAUCUCUUGGUUCCGGAACACCCCUGUGACUGCAUUUCCGAACACACCAGCCGGCAAUCAGGCCUACUCAUAUUUCAAGGAAGUGGUUAGCCUCCACAAAAUCGAAAAGACGGCCGGCGCGUUCGACUUUUCGGAUUUCGGGAAAGGGGUGUUUUGGGAAGCCUUAGUCACUUUCCUCUAUGUCGACAUAUUGGACACAACCGGGACAUUGUAUUCUUUGGCUAGGUUUGCCGGUUUUGUCGAUGAGUCGGGCAACUUCGAGGGGCAAUAUUUUGCUUUCAUGAGCGAUGCAACGGCGAUCGUGAUCGGAUCGUUGCUUGGGACAUCGCCGGUGACUGCAUACAUCGAGUCAUCGACCGGAAUCAAAGAGGGGGGUCGAACAGGUCUAACUGCAUUGAUGGCCGGAUUUUACUUCUUUCUGGCGUUGUUCUUCACGCCGUUGCUGGCGUCGAUCCCCGCAUGGGCGGUCGGCCCGCCGUUGAUCUUGGUCGGUGUGAUGAUGAUGAGAUGUGUGACUGAGAUUGAUUGGGAGGACAUGAAGCAAGGGAUCCCUGCCUUUGUUACAUUGCUCCUUAUGCCCUUGACCUACUCCAUAGCCUAUGGGCUCAUAGGUGGGAUUGGGACAUAUGUGGUGCUGCAUUUGUGGGAUUGGGGGGUUCAAGCAUGGGUUUAUUUUGGGAAUAAGAAUGGUGCUAGUGCUAAUGACAAUUCUAAUGGGAGGAUACACAUGGGUGCUACAACUAAUGGAAAUACAAGUACAGUAUGAUACUAGGGAAAUCUUAGGUGUCUUUUUUAUGGAACAACACCAUAUACAACAUUGAUGUGUACUACAUGGUGGACCACACUGCUAUGCAGUGUCGAAUCUCUCUUCAAGGAACGGUGAUGGCAGGCGAUUGCCAAGUAUCUUCAAUAUCCACCAUCGGUUCAACCCGACUAGCGAACUAGAUCUCGGGCUAGUGAAUUAGAUGUCACUGUGGUGCACCAUAUCCAAACACCUCCAAUAUGGUGUACCUUGUCUAUUCCCCCCUUUCUUUCUUUUUUUCUUUUUAUCUUUUUAUACUAGUUAUAUUGAAAGGAUGAAUUAUUCAUGUUUGCCCAGUAAGGGCUCUUCGGACUUUGUGAUGUGAAAUAUUCUUCGUGUAGAUAUGCUCGUCAAUUAUAUUCUUCUUGUAUUGAAU